Teleopsis dalmanni is the source of this 642-nucleotide messenger RNA. RefSeq names its product 40S ribosomal protein S15Aa. The transcript is spliced from 2 exons. The coding region runs from base 98 to 490 and encodes 130 amino acids. Lineage: Eukaryota; Metazoa; Arthropoda; Insecta; Diptera; Diopsidae. Gene Ontology annotation, cellular component: cytosolic small ribosomal subunit; ribosome. The record is from RefSeq and is a predicted model, not a curated record. Gene Ontology annotation, biological process: translation. Gene Ontology annotation, molecular function: structural constituent of ribosome.
GCAGUGGUGACAACUUCAACAAAAUGAACUUCCUCUUUUUCGAUACGUUCGCGUUCGUGUGAAUUUGUCAAGAAAUUUCACAAAAUAAAUCUUAGCCAUGGUGCGCAUGAACGUAUUAGCUGAUGCUCUAAAAUGCAUUAAUAACGCUGAAAAGCGUGGUAAACGCCAAGUGCUGCUCCGCCCCUGCUCUAAGGUCAUCAUUAAAUUCUUAACUGUAAUGAUGAAACAUGGCUACAUUGGUGAAUUCGAAAUUGUCGAUGAUCAUCGUUCUGGUAAAAUUGUUGUCAAUCUAACUGGACGCUUGAAUAAGUGUGGUGUUAUCUCGCCGCGUUUUGAUGUGCCCAUCAAUGAUAUUGAAAAAUGGACUAACAAUCUAUUGCCAUCACGUCAGUUCGGUUAUGUUGUAUUGACUACAUCAGGCGGUAUUAUGGAUCAUGAAGAAGCUAGAAGAAAACAUUUGGGAGGCAAGAUCCUUGGAUUCUUCUUCUAAACUAAAUUAAUUUGUUUGCAAAUAUAAUACUGACGUGUUUUUAUAUUGAAAACAUUUUUAUUUUUAUUAAAAGAUAAAGCAACAAAGAUAAUUGCAUUUAUAUGGCAAUUUAAGUGAGGAGAAUAAAGGAUGAUAAAAUAAAAAAAAGAAAA